Messenger RNA from Eruca vesicaria subsp. sativa (arugula), 1476 nucleotides. The record is from the annotation of a GenBank genome assembly. Lineage: Eukaryota; Viridiplantae; Streptophyta; Magnoliopsida; Brassicales; Brassicaceae.
CAGAGGUGUUAGUUACUAUCUUCUUCACCAUCCAAAAAAAGAAAAAAUCACCACCGCCCACUGAUGCAAAGUCUAUGUGCUCCGCCUCUACACUUUCCGACCACCGCACUCCGUUUCCGUCGAAUUCCGACGACGUCCUUCGCGCGCUCAGCGAAGGCAGAGCUCAGAGAAGAGAAUGACCCUUUGCUUCAAUCAGCCAUCAAGUCAGCAUCUCUCCGUCUGCAAGAAACCAAUCGAACAGACCCUUUAUUCAUCGACCCCUAUGCCGCUUGCUUCUUACCUCCUUCUUCAAACAAGGAACUGAACAUCCCUGAACAAGAACAACGUUACUGUCUUGCAACAAAGUUCAUCGAUGACAAGUUGUUACAUGAAGCUAAACGCAUUGAUGGACUAAAGCAGGUUGUUUUGUUCACAGAUGGAAUGGAUACUCGUCCUUAUAGACUUAACUGGCCUACUUCCACUAUGAUCUUUGAUGUUUCACCACAAAAGGUUUUCGAUGUAGCAUCUAACAAGCUUCAGGGUGUGGGGGCUAGGAUUCCUAAAGGUUGCAUCUUCUUUCACAUUCCUGUGGAGUCAGGAGACAUAGAGCAAUGUUUACGGUCCAAAGGGUUUAGCGGGAACCGCCCAAGUAUAUGGGCAAUGCAGGGCUUGCCUAUUGAGUCACAAUCUUGUUUUGAAGCGAUUCUAUCAGCAGUUAGUAGCUUAGCUAUGAAUGAAAGCUAUCUCAUAGGAGAAUUGCCUACUGAUAUCACACACCAGUCAGAUUUGAAGAAGUGGAUGGAGAAACUGUUCAUGAGCAACGGUUUCCAGGUGAACAUAGUUAGCUAUGAAGAGAUCGCUGAGAAUUUAGGCGUUGCAUUACAUUCACAAGUGAACAAUGACACGAUUAUGUUUGUAGCACAACAGCUCAGGUUUUCAGAUGAUCAGAUGGAGAAAUGGAGACAAGAGUUUGAGAGGGUUGAAGAAGAUGGAGAUGAACAAGGAUUUGAAGAGCUCUGAAAUAAACAAUGUCUACAUUUUCUAAAUGAAAGUUGAGCUCAGGAAUUUUCUGCAGUUCAUGGAGAAAUUUCAACGCAUCUGUUCACACAAAUCAACACAACUUCUUUUGAACUGGAACAGAAUUUGACAACACUUUUUCCACUCUACCUAUAGCAUGUGUCAACACACCCAUCAAGUUACAUUCAACUCAUGACAGACGAAGAAAACUGUUUCAUAGACAAGUCAAUUUGUUUUUUUUUUUCUGAGUUGCUCAUCUGCAAUUGUUGUUCAGUUUCUUUAAUGGAAGCUUUGUUUAUCAUUUGAUGUGUUUAUAUAUUAUUUAUAUACUUAAAACUUCGAAGGUUAGAUCAGGAGCUGCAGGAACUAGGGAUCUAUCUUCAUGGUUGAAAUGAUACACAAAAUUUGUUUUAUCUCAACUCCACUGCAUUGUAAUUCAUAUGAAAAUCAAUUGCUUCUUGCAGAUGACGAACAGAGUAU